Molecule: messenger RNA, 2396 nt
Organism: Corylus avellana
Lineage: Eukaryota; Viridiplantae; Streptophyta; Magnoliopsida; Fagales; Betulaceae
Gene: SETH1
Product: phosphatidylinositolglycan synthase family protein
Biological process (GO): GPI anchor biosynthetic process
Cellular component (GO): membrane; glycosylphosphatidylinositol-N-acetylglucosaminyltransferase (GPI-GnT) complex
Source: RefSeq, a predicted model, not a curated record
UUUGUCAAAAUGUAUAAACGUGUUUGUAUAUGAUGUCAAACAAUGAAAGUUCUCUAAUUGUAUGUUUGUACCUAUAAUAAAAACUCCUCAAGUGUUUCAUUGUUUUAAUUGUAAUCUAUGUGUGGGUAUUUCUGGGAUGAUGACCAAUGUUUAAUCCCAGCUCUAUGAGACCUUUUCAAGGUCUGGGAAUGGAACUAUGAACAUGUAUCUGAUCCGGUAACUAUUUUCUAUCUUACUUCUCAGUUUCUAUUUUUCUAGUUUUAUAUGUUUAAAUUAACCAAGUAUUACAUUAGAGUCUACCCCUUCACUUGAAUGCUUAUGGCAUGUUUAUCCAGAUGUUUUUGACAAGUUUAUCUAUAAUUCUCUAUCUUGUUGAUUCUUGUAAAAUUUCUUUAUUUAAAUAGAGUAGCGAAAGUGGGUAGCUAAAAUUGCGAGUGGGAUAUAUGGUACUUCCGAAAAGUGGGUAGCUAAAAUAAAAUUAAAAAAAAUAUAUAUAUAUGGAAAAAUGGGACUCUUUAAUUGAAAUUUAGCUAAACUUUGGCUAGUGAAUGGUGUUAUAUUAGAUUAACAGUCAUUUUAAUUGUGGGAUGAUUUAAUUAUGUAAUUUUUUUUUGCAUGUGCAUACAAACUCUCCUUAUUAAUGAUAGAUAGAGUUAGAGUAUCAAUAUUCAAACUAAGCGUCAUAUGCUCUAAUCCUACGUUCCAUUUAUUAAUUAUUAUACCAAUUGUUUAAGUUAAUCGUUAAAAUCUUAUUUUAAUAUUCUCAUCAAGUGUUGAUCUAUAUUUUCUCUCAAUAAAUAAGACUUGAAUAUGGGAUUUUAACUUUUAGAUGGGAGGUAGACAAUAGAAUUAGGAUUUAAACCUAAGAAUGUGUGCUUUGAUAUAACGUAUAAAUGUGUAUUUAGGGUGUUCUUUUGGACGUUUUACGGAUACAAUCCCCUUGCCCGGAUUGCAGGGAUUCCCUGCAAUUGUGAGAUUUCGAGCGGUGCUCAAGCAUUAGGGCCUCUCAUAAUUGUGGGAUCUCGAUCACGUUUUACGGGGUUAAGUUUGGUAAUUUGUCAAUCACAAAUUCUUGAAUGGUAAAAACGACUAGCCUAGUCGGCCAAACAUGACUGGAACUGUUCUGGUACACAGUUUGAGAAUUUUUCUGUCGGCUGAUUCGGAGGCCCUGUUCAAACACGAGAGCUCAGUUCUCCUCUUCCUCGAUUUUGGGGUUUUCUUUUCAUUUCAUAAUGAGCCCAACAGCAGUGAACAUUCCUUUUUUAAGAUGUCUUUUACUAUGCAUACCUGCAGAUUGCAAGACCACCAUCUGUGAGAGCAGGAUAUAUGUGAUAUAGGAUGAAUUAUUCUUUGCUGAGAACUUUGAACUUAAGGAGUUAGGUCUGCAAUUGAGCAUUAGAUUGCAAUGGAUAAUGACAAUGCUGAACACCCGUCUCCAACUCGACCCAAAUGGAGAAAAGUGGCAUAUGGAGGGAUGCAACCUGGAUUUGAUGACAAUCACACUGGUGAGUCAUUCCUUGAAGACAUGGUCAUGAAUGCCAAUGUCGUCAAACGGGACAUGCUAAAAGUGAUGCAAGACUCGGUUUCCAUUUCCGAGUAUCUAUGCAUUGUUGCCCUCGUUGGCUUGGUUUGGACUUAUACCCUCAGAUCAAAUCUUAAUGAAACUUCCCUCUUGUAUCUUGAUGUGAGCCUUCUUGGAUCAGGCUUUCUAGUUCUGCUUUUAACCGAAGAAAUGCUUUCCCUCAAUCUCCUCUUGCAUUAUUUCCUUAACAUUUCGUUUUUCACAACUGGGUUAUUUGUUUUGGCUCCCAUCUACCAAACUCUGACAAGAUCCAUUAGCUCGGACUCUAUUUCGGCGGUAACCGUUUCGCUUCUCGUACUCCAUCUAUUCCUUCAUGACUACGCAGGAUCAACUGUAAGAGCUCCUGGGGCACUGAAGAAUCCAACCUUGACCAGUUUUAUUUCUCUAAAUGCUUCUAUUGUGGCCUCGGUUUUCAUGGCCUCUCGCCUUCCUUCGAGGCUACAUGUUUUUGCUAUCAUGUUAUUCUCCUUGCAAGUCUUCCUUUUUGCUCCACUGGUCACUUACUGUAUCAAGAAAUACUCCUUCCGGUUGCACCUUUGCUUUUCUUUCAGUUUGAUGGCUGUGACCCUGGCUUUUGUUUACACGCUGCAUGGGUUGCUUUUUGUGCUGCUGUUGGGUCUAUUGGUUUUUGUGACUGUAGUGUGUCCUUAUUGCCUUAUACGACUUCAAGAAUACAAGUUUGAGAUUAAUGGCCCUUGGGAUGAGGCUAAGCUUUGUUUUGAUAUAACGGAUUGAGAUCAUUAACGCUAACCUUUGUAUGGUGGACUUUUUCACGACUUAUUUGAAUAAUGACUAUCCUGAUUUCUUCUCUUCA